Molecule: messenger RNA, 402 nt
Organism: Anisakis simplex (herring worm)
Lineage: Eukaryota; Metazoa; Nematoda; Chromadorea; Rhabditida; Anisakidae
Source: the annotation of a GenBank genome assembly
AUGUUUUUCGUUCAGGAAUGCAUCGAAAGUUAUAUUCAAAGAAAUUGGCGAUUUGAUGCACUGAAGAAAUUUUUCGAGUCAGCAAUUCCUGAUGAACUCGCGAAAGAGUAUCUCAGCUCGGUGAUUCCGUUCAUCGCCAAACUUGCCCUGUCGGCUCCUGAUCUCAUUACACAACCGUUACCAAUAUUACGGCACGGUCAAGAAGGUUCAGUUACAAUGAGUCAACAGCAAGCAGCCACUCUAUUGGCACAUGCAUUCUUUUGCACAUAUCCAAAUCGCAACGGUCACUCGGGUGGUGAAUUGCCAAUUAUCAAUUUCAAUCGAUUGUAUGAUCUGCGUACCAGAGGAUCCGUUGAAAAGUUGAAGUGUAUCAUGCAUUACUUCCAUCAAAUCUCUGUACAA